CUGACACUUGCACCUUCUCCCUGCCAGGCAGGUCUCCGCACGCACCCGGCUCUUCCCAUUGGAGUUGGGAUUCGCUCGCCGUCCUAACCAGGCAUCUGCUGUUCCAGUGCGCUGUUCCCAGCUGCUCCACCCCAGAGGUGGACGCAUCUCAGCUCCAGGUGAGCAACCCCUGGACAGUGUCGCUGUGCGGCUGUUCCCCAGCUGCCCCACCCCGGAGGCGGCUGCCUCUCAGCUCGAGGUCUGUCCCAGCCGGACGCCCCAGCCAUGGGCAGAGCCCUGCUUCCACAGCAGGAUGCCAGGGAACAGGAGCUCCCGGCUCAGAGCCCCCCCUGGAGAGAAGGGGGUCCUGCCCCCCCUGCAGCCACGCUGAGGGUCCUGAUCCUCGCCCUGCUCUGGAGGGGGUCCCUGUGCCAGCAGCCCGGAUUUACCCUGACGGUGCGGCAGUCGGUGUCGGUGCAGGAGGGUCUCUGCGUUCUCGUCCCCUGCACCUUCGCGUACCCAGCCUGGUACGACACCGACAAUCCCUGGGCCCGGCUCUACGGACACUGGUACAAGGAGCCCGCAACUGCGGGCCAGGAUCCGCCCGUGGCCAGCAGUGACCCCAGCCGGUGGGUGUCGCAGGAGACCCAGGGCCGGUUCCGGCUGGCGGGGGAUCUGACACGUGGCGACUGCUCCCUGCAAAUCAAUGACGCCCAAGGGACGGAUGCAGGGAGAUAUUUCCUUAGGGUCGAGAAAGGAAAACUGAAAUACAAUUAUCUCUUCAAUUCCGAUGGCACUGAUCUUAUACUCUCCGUGCCAGGGCUGACGGAGGAGCCAGAGAUCCAGAUCUCGCCGGCGCGGGGGCUGCCAGGGAUGCUGCUGGCCGGGGAGCCGGUGACUGUGACCUGCACGGCCCCCGGGCGCUGCUCCGGGCCCCCUCCCCGAGUCACCUGGACGGGGCCGUUCAGCAACACAGCCCGGGACGACUCAGCCCUGCUGGCGAACGGCACCUGGGCCCGCAGCUCCACGCUGCGCUUCACACCCGCCCCGGGGGACCACGGCAAAGAGCUCGUCUGCAGAAUUACCUACCGCCCACCAUGGGGACCUUCCACCCGCAGAACCAUCCGGCUACACAUCGGCUACCCGUCCGGCCCCCCCAAUGUCACCGGGACCCUGACCAGGAACGGACGCCCCGUGCCAGAUGCCUGGGGAGCUGAGGGCGACGUCGUGUCUCUGGAGACCCAGGAGGGCGACUCCCUGAGCCUGGGCUGUGAGGCUGGGGGCAGACCCGAGGCCACCCUGAGCUGGGCCAAGGGGAACGAGUCCCUGAGCCCCGGCCAGGGAGGGGCCGGGCGCCUGGAGCUGCCGAAUCUCAGCAGAGGGGACGCUGGGGAGUAUCGGUGCUGGGCGAAGAAUCCCUUUGGGUCGGCCAACCGGGCCCUGUGUGUGCACGUGCAGUCUCUAGAGAGGACUCUGCAAAUCACCGUCUCCAGAGCCAACAGGAGCGACCCCCAGCUAUUCCAAGAUCCCGGCACCCCGGUGGGGAACGGCUCACAACUCACAGCCCGGGAGGGCGACUCCCUGCGGUUCCUCUGCUCCGUCGCCAGCAACCCCCCGGCUGUGCUGGGCUGGGUGAGGGGGGGCCGAGCCGUCGAGGGCGCCCGCCCCACGGGGGAGAAUCAGCUGCAGCUGGAACUGCCCAACGUGACGGCCGAGGACGGGGGGCUGUACGGGUGCUGGGCCCGGAACGAGGAGAGCUCUGCCCAGGGGACGUUCCAGCUGCUCGUCGAGUACAGCCCCCGGCCGGGGACCGGGCUGAACACGUCCUGUCAGCACCAGGGGCCCGGCGUCAGCUGCAGCUGCUCCCUGCGCUCCCACCCCCCGCCCCGGCUUCAGUGGCAGGUGGACGGGGAGCCCCUGGCUGGGAACGGAUCGCGGGGGGCCCUGCAGGUCAGCUCGUGGGCCCAGGGGGACGAGGUUUUCAGCACCCUGAGCUGGACGGGGAGCAGGGACAGGGGCUCCAGGGUCUUCUGCCUCGGCUCCAACCCCCACGGGACCUACGCCGCCCUGCACUUUGAACUCAGCCCCCCGCAGAGAGGUGCGGAGGAGCCUGGCAACCUGCUGGGCAUCGGGGUGGCCUGUGGGCUGGGGGUCGCCGUCGGCUUCUUCCUUCUCGGGCUCUGUGUGAUCAAGCUGCGUGAACUGGUGCCCCCCAGCGCUGAGGCCGGGGAGGCGGCUAACGGGAGCCUGGCGGAGAACACGGCCGACGACGCCAACCUGAUCUAUAGUAACGUCACCACCAUCCCUGUGGAUCACAACACUCCAGCCGCCGGCCGGACCAAAGGCGUCCAGGACGGGUCUGCAGCAGCUCAGGGCCCGCUAGGCCCCGGGGAGCCGGAGGAGCUGCACUACGCCUCCAUCGACUUCUCCAAGCUGCAGCGCAAACGGGGGGAGCCUCCCGAGGGCCCCACCACGGAAUAUUCUGAGGUCCGGCUGAAAUAGCCCCCUCGCGCCAUGGGCCCUGGCUGGGCGUCUCC
This is a messenger RNA of Caretta caretta (loggerhead turtle), 2516 nucleotides long. Its product is annotated as sialic acid-binding Ig-like lectin 16. Gene Ontology annotation, biological process: cell adhesion. Gene Ontology annotation, molecular function: sialic acid binding. The record is from RefSeq and is a predicted model, not a curated record. Lineage: Eukaryota; Metazoa; Chordata; Testudines; Cheloniidae. Gene Ontology annotation, cellular component: plasma membrane.